AUGGAUUCCUUGAUAACAUUCCUACAACAGCUAACUCCAAAUCGAGCUCGCAAAGCAUGGAUCAUCAUUGAUGCGACAGUCGUAGUCUGGUCAAUUCUGCUUCUGGUGGAACUCUUGACAACACUUACGCCAAAAUUUCGCUUGGAAGGGGAAAGAGCAUACCUGGUUUACAAUUUUGGAGCGACCUUAAUUUGGAUGGUGGCGUCAGGUUUGCAUCUAUUGGAUCAUUACAUCAAAUAUCAUCAUCAUGGUGGUGGUAGUGAAUCAUCGACACAGGCUGCUGGACACGAAACAAUACCCAUUUCAAGUCAGCUGGAGUCGCGUGCUGAAGAGCAAAAGGACAUUCGUGUCCUAGUCUUGGAAUGGAUCUUGGCCAUUUAUUUUCUGUACGCUUCUACGAAUGUUUACAAGCAAUGGCAGAAACCAGAUGAGGACGUGGAGGUGGAAAUAGUAGACACUCUCGUGAAUGCAGGUUCCUAUGCUUAUCUGGUGAUGAGGGUGUGGUGGCUUCCAAAAGAUGAUUACACAGAAGUACCAUCUGCUGAAUCAAUAGAUGUAUGA
Cylindrotheca closterium is the source of this 561-nucleotide messenger RNA. The record is from the annotation of a GenBank genome assembly. Lineage: Eukaryota; Bacillariophyta; Bacillariophyceae; Bacillariales; Bacillariaceae.